AUGGGGAUGAGCAAAUUAAUUAACUUAAGACAUGUUAGUCUUCCUAGAGAAUCUAUUGUAUUUCCAAAAGGGAUUGGGAAAUUGACUUGUAUUAGAACAUUAAGUGAUUUCAACAUAGGUGGCAAGGAUGAUAAAGAAGGAUGUAAACUUGGAGAAUUAAAAAAUUUGAAUCAACUUCGAGGGACUUUUCGAAUACAUGUGUUUAGAAAUGUAGAUGUAGGUGAGGCUGAGAAUGCACAGUUGAAGAGGAAGAUGCAUCUUUGCAGUUUGGAGCUAGAUUUUGGCUUCAUAGGUGAAAGAGAAGUGGAAGAGGAAGAAGAAAGAAGAAGAAUGAACAAUGAUGAAUUAGUUCUGAAUGCCUUAGAGCCACAUUCAGAUUUGAAAUCUUUAACAAUUAUUUACUACAAGGGCACCAAAGUGUCUCCUAAUUUGAUGAUGUCCUUGACCAGCUUGAAAUUGCUUUAUCUCAAAUAUUGCUAUAACUUGGAGUAUUUGCCUCCUUUGGGUAAGCUUCAGUUCCUCGAAUCAUUGGUGAUUAGGAGAGCAAAUAAUGUGAAAAGUGUGGGAGAUGAAUUUCUGGGAAUAGAAUCCAAAAACAAAAACAAUAAAGACAUAUUCCCAAAGCUAAAAUCUCUCGAGUUUAGGGGAUUGGACAACUGGGAAGAAUGGAUUGGGAUGGAAGCAAAAAGAGAAGAGGAAGAAAAAAAGAUGAAGGUUUUGUUCCUAUAA
Quercus lobata is the source of this 729-nucleotide messenger RNA. RefSeq lists its product as uncharacterized. NCBI's taxonomy places the organism in Eukaryota, Viridiplantae, Streptophyta, Magnoliopsida, Fagales, Fagaceae. The transcript has a single exon. Bases 1 to 729 code for a protein of 242 amino acids. The record is from RefSeq and is a predicted model, not a curated record.